CUGGGUGGCCGCCAUCUUGUGGGAGGGCACUGAAGAAGGGCAGAGCGAGGCGGUGAGGAAGGAGGCAGCCAAGGGUGCCAGGGGCUUCAGCAUCUCUGCUAAGCUUGAACCAGCAACCAUGGCUGGCCAUGACUCAGGAUCUCAACACCAGUUCACUGGAUUUCAGAAGUACUUCAAUUCCUACACCAUCACAGGCAGGAGGAAUUAUGUAAUAGCAACGUAUACAGGCAUUGCAAUGCUCGUCUUGUAUUUCAAGCUCAGACCUAAAAAGAAAACUCCUGCUGUGGCAGAUAAAUAAAUGGUUUUUGGCAUGUCUGAAGCACCAAUCUGUGUCAUUUUAAAGGAGACUGAUGUCCUGUGGUGGCUAAUAAAAUAUAAACAAUUA
Messenger RNA from Centrocercus urophasianus (Greater sage-grouse), 385 nucleotides. RefSeq names its product ATP synthase membrane subunit k (gene ATP5MK). The coding region runs from base 119 to 298 and encodes 59 amino acids. The transcript has 5 exons. Lineage: Eukaryota; Metazoa; Chordata; Aves; Galliformes; Phasianidae. The record is from RefSeq and is a predicted model, not a curated record.